AUGACAAGUACACCAAUUGAAGAAAGAAUUGAUUCAUAUGAGAAUAAAUAUCAAACAUGUAUGCAAUCUCGUACGUUAUUAUCCGAUUGGAUCAAAACAAACAAGGAAAAAGGCUUGCCAGAGCCGUUAACGGAAGGUUAUUCCCCUCCUUCAAGAUCUCGAUUACCAGACUUUCUGUUUUCUUCACUGUCAGCACGUUCCAAACGUAAAUGUGAACAACCCACUGCCAUUUCUUCUAUCAGCACUUUCCUUAAAAAAGCAACCAACUACAAAACUACAACUCCACCUAAUCAUCGUUUCUCUCUUACCUCCUCUCUCAAUCGAUUCUCCUUGCAAAAGAAUAACAUCAACAGUGAUGAUGAUAAGAAGGGUUAUUUAGCCGAGAUGAUGAUUUCAGCCUCGGAUGUGACGCAUAAUAAAAAGCCUAGACCGCAAUCCUCCAUAUUACCACACUCGCCAUCGUCAGUGUUCCUGGAUAGAUUAAGAUCGAGAACGCCGAGUCAAGACGGAGGAGAUAAUAAAUUAUGUCAUAGUAUUCUUCAACCCAACACGCCCAAAUUUGCUGGGAUUAGUACACACGGUGCUGAAUUUAAUCUUGAUGAUAAUAUCACACCUCCUUCAUCUCCUUCCUCUACAGAAUCCUCUCACUCUCCUCCUCUUAUCAGCCAUUUUAGUUAUUCAAGACAAGGUGGCAAAUCUGUAACACAAGAGAAAAAGAAGAAGCGUGCAUCUCUUUUAAUCACCCCUUCUUUGUCUACUAUACGUCUUUUACCCCAAAAAUCACAUUUCUUAAAGCGUCAAAGCAUGCUGGCCUAA
Messenger RNA from Mucor mucedo, 816 nucleotides. RefSeq lists its product as uncharacterized. The coding region runs from base 1 to 816 and encodes 271 amino acids. The record is from RefSeq and is a predicted model, not a curated record. NCBI's taxonomy places the organism in Eukaryota, Fungi, Mucoromycota, Mucoromycetes, Mucorales, Mucoraceae. The transcript is spliced from 2 exons.